GUAUUCGAUGCUUGUUGCAAAUAUUAGCUUGCUUAAGAAGGAAGGAAGGAAGGGAGGAGGGAUGAGGACACUUUAGUGCAUUGACUUGCAAAGGAGAAGAACAGAAAAAAUCCAGAGAAGAAGGAAACUUUCGUUUCAGUCAAGGCGAGUGCUUCAUCAGUUCACAUCUCUCUCUCUCUCUCUCUCUCUAGAACACUCACUGCGAGACCUUCAGCUCUCACUCUCACAGCGCUCUCUCUCUCUCUAUCUCUCUCUCUUUCUCUCCCUCCCCGUUUGUGAGGGAUUGAGCUCAUCACAUCCAUGGCUUCUCCGGGGGCAACCCAGAACCCGUCGUCUCCGGCGCCGGUCCCUUCCUUCGACAUGCGCAAGUUCUUCAACCACCCGAGUACCUUUAGUUCAACUGAUGCUUCUGGUGAGGCUGUCAUCAGUUCGAGUCUUCAUUCUGUUGAAGCUGCUGUCCCUCAAAUUAUGCAGGAGAAGCUUAAUCGGGAUGCGAUUAAUUCAGCUUCGUCAAUGACCCACACACUGAAUGGAGAACUGGCGGAAGCUCAGAGAAAGCUUAGAUGUCUUGCACUUGGUGGAGCAAACCCAAGUGCCAUAAGCCCAUUAGUUACUCAACCGAGCAAUGGGCCUUUGGGUAAACUACAUGAAAAGCAGGUUAUUGAUCCAAGAAAAGAACUGUCAAGAUUAAUAUCCGAGCGCAAAUAUGAGGAAGCAUUCACCUCAGCCCUGCAGAGAAGGGAUGUCUCAACCCUCAAUUGUCCCCUGGUUAUGCCAUCAGAGAAGAAGAUAAUGCACUACAGCAGCAAUCACAACAUACUGUUGGUUGGAGAAGGCGACUUCUCCUUUGCAGCCUGCUUAGCUCGAGCUUUCGGCUCUGCUCCUCACAUUGUCGCCACUUCCCUAGAUUCCCGAGUGAAAUUGGAGUCGAAGUACUCGAGAGCCAGCAUAAACUUGGAAGAGCUUGAGUAUCGGGGAUGUACGGUUCUGCAUGGAGUGAACGCCCACACAAUGAGUGAACACCCGAGCCUCAUACAUAAGUCUUUCGACCGUAUCGUAUAUAAUUUCCCCCAUGCAGGUUUCUUCGACAAAGAGGAUGACCCUCUACAGAUUAAGGUUCAUCGGGAACUCGUUGAAGGGUUCCUCAAGAGUGCAAGCUCAAUGCUGAGUUACAAUGGACAAGUUCAUAUUACCCACAAGACAGCCUAUCCUUUCAGCGCAUGGGACAUAGUCGGUUUGGCCAAGAAAGUUGGGUUGUACUUGCUCGAUGAAGACAAGUUUAUGCCCAAGAGGUACCCAGGGUAUGUCAAUAAGAGAGGAGAGGGUCCUCGAUGUGAUGAAAGUUUUCCCAUUGGGUCGUGCAGUACGUAUAAGUUCAUCAACCUUUGACGGGAUCUUCUAAUAAGUUAUUAGCGACUAGUGACAUAUAAUUGGGCGCAUGACUUCCAUUGUAAUGAUCAUUAGCACGAUUGGCAUAUUAGUCUUUUGUAUGUCGAUUUUUACAUUAUUCCUAGAAUGAAGAGUGUGUAUAUUUAUAUAUAUAAUGCAGUAUCCGCGCGAUGCACCUUUGACAUU
Punica granatum (pomegranate) is the source of this 1575-nucleotide messenger RNA. The record is from RefSeq and is a predicted model, not a curated record. NCBI's taxonomy places the organism in Eukaryota, Viridiplantae, Streptophyta, Magnoliopsida, Myrtales, Lythraceae.